CAUGCGCUGCCUGACGGGUAAACGUAAUUAGUUCACCCAGCCAUGCCCGGGACGUCCAACUCUAGCGCCGUGCCUCCUCUCUAAAAACUUCCCGAUCUCAAGUUUUUACCCGUACCAGCGAGCAGAUCUAACAUGGGGAGGACGUCGGGGGUUCUCCGAGCCGUGGUGCUACUUUUGGCGCUGUUUCACUGCCGUUUGACCGAGGGAAAAGUUUGCCUCGGGACAGAUAACAAGUUGACGUCAAUAGGAGACCCCAACCAUCAUUACAACUUGCUGAAGAACCUGUAUACCAACUGUACCUAUGUGGACGGGAACCUAGAGCUGGUGGCAAUCGAGGGAACAGGCAGAGACCUCAGCUUUGUCAAGGAUAUCAGGGAAGUUACCGGAUAUGUCCUCAUAGCGUUGUCGGACAUCAGCUACAUUCCUCUCGAAAACCUGCGAAUCAUUCGCGGUAAGAACUUGUACCACGGCAGUGCUCUGUCGGUAAAGUUCAACUUCAACAAGAACAUUCCGACACUGGGUCUCCGAGAACUACGCUUCAACUCGCUGACAGAAAUCCUGAAGGGAAACGUGACAUUCUUCAACAACCCACAACUCUGCUACGAAAACACCAUUGACUGGAAGGGGGAUAUCCUAGCCGAUGGGUACUAUGUCAUAUCCGACACAAAGGACAAAGCAAGAAUAUGUGAGCCCUGUCCUGCCAGCUGUAAUGGUUACUGUUGGGGAAGCAGAGAAGAAGACUGCCAGAGCUUUACCAAAAGGCGCGGCCUGGGCCCAGGUUACUGCAGUGAACAGUGUGACUACAGGUGUAAAGGUCCGAACCCACAAGACUGCUGCCACAAGCAGUGUGCUGUGGGCUGUACAGGCCCACUGGCUACAGACUGCCUGGCCUGUCUCCACUACAACAACUCAGGCAAGUGUGAGGAGCACUGCCCCCCUCCCACCAUUUACGACACCGACCUGUUCCAGACAGUCACCAACCCCGAUGCCAAGUACACCUACGGGUCCCUGUGUGUGGACGAGUGUCCUUCUCACUUACUUCAGGAAGAGGGAAACUGUGUGAAGACCUGUCGGAAAGGGAACACUGACAACGGACAGCGAGUUUGCGAGAAAUGUGUUGGGGCCUGUCCCAAGAAAUGCACAGGAUUCCAAAAGAACCAGUUUGCAGGAUACAUGACGAUAAACGAGGCAAUCCUGAGAAACUUCACCAACUGUACCAUCAUAGAGGGGAGCCUGGUUAUCACAAAGCAGGCAUUUGAGGGGGACAGCUGGGCAGGCUUUGGCCCCAUAUUACCGUCGGAGCUGAGUGUGUUCAGCACAGUGGAGGAAAUAACAGGCUACCUGCAGAUCGAAGGACAACACGAAGACUUCACGGACCUCUCCAUGUUCCGCAACCUGAAGAUUAUACAGGGCAGGGAGCUCUACAAUCAAUACUCAUUAGUCAUCUACCAAACGUCGCUGGUAAGUCUGGGCCUGACGUCUCUGCAGCAAGUGAACAACGGGAAGGUCAACAUCCGAAAGAACAGGGACUUGUGCUACAAUGUGGACGAUGCCGUCUGGAACCGCAUCCUGAAAAACCCUAGAGUACAGGAGAGGCAGAUUAACCAGAACAAAAACAAAACUCAGUGUGUUGUUGAAGGGAAGACUUGCUCCGACCAGUGUGACUCUGACGGCUGUUGGGGGUUUGAAGCAAGCCAGUGUAUCAAGUGCGCCAAUUUCGAGUUGGACGGGACGUGCGUGGAAAGCUGCGAGGCAACCACACAUUACUCGGACAACAAGCAGUGCCGCCCCUGCGACCCUCAGUGUGACGGCAUGUGCAAUGGCCCGGGUUCCGACAAUUGUACCAGGUGUCUGAAUGUCAAGGAUGGUCCCUUCUGCAAGGAGAGGUGCCCACCCAUGAAAUACCCAGACAGAAACAACCAGUGCCAGCCUUGUCACGAGAACUGCGUCGCCCUUGACAGCGGCCCAGACAGCCCGAGAUGUUCAGGACCAAGGAACAAUGUCAGUGCAGACGGCUGCAACGCUUGUAAGAAGGCAAGACUUGCAGAGAGCUACCGAGUGCUUGAAUGUCUGCCCGAGGACCAACAGUGCUCACAUGAUGAGUUUGAGACGUCAGGAAAACAAUUCAACAAAGUCGGCAUUGAGCAGGUGUGUUACCCAUGUCACGAAGAGUGUGACGGCUGCAGGGCGGCCAGCCCCAGCGCGUGCACGCGGUGCAAACACUUCCGACGCAACGUGGAGAACUACUUCAUUUGCAGACCGAGCUGCCCACAGACGGAUUACAACGUGUCCAACAUCUGCUACAGGUGUCCAACAGGCUGCAGGGAAGGCUGUUACUACAGGAGUAACAAGGCCUUCUGCACCCACUGUGUCAACUACAAAGUCUACAUCAACAAGUCUGUCGAUGACUAUGAUUGCACUGCUGGUCCGAGUUGCCCCGCGGAGAAACCGUACCACGUGUCGGAGGGUGAGGACAAGGUUUGUGUGAAGAACUGCACCGAUAACACCUUCCCGGACAGCACCUCAGCAAACCAGUGUAAGGACUGCCACAGCGAGUGUGUGGACGGGUGUGUGGACGACACCAGGAGCGGCUGUUUCCGUUGCCGCCAUGUCAAGUACGGGGACGAGUGUCUGGAGGAAUGUCCGCAGAGGACCGAAGAAAAGGACAGCAUCUGUGAACCCAUCAACGACUUCUUCAUCGGAAGCCUCUCUGCCCCGGCGAGUAAAGGCCUCCUGGCAGGUAUCAUCUUUGCAGUGGUGCUCCUGCUGCUGGUGAUCAUCCUGGUGUACACCGUGUACCAGCGCCGCCAGCGCAACCGCCGCAGACAGACAUGGAGGAAAGUCAAGGAACUGGGCAUCGAAGUGCCUGUCAGUGACCUUGAGAACAACCCAUAUGGACAUGAACUUCAACCUUUGACCCCCACGGGAGCGGCUCCUAACCAGGCUUACCUGAGGAUUAUUAAGGAGACGGAGCUGAAGAGGGGCAUGGUGCUGGGGUCGGGCGCCUUCGGAACUGUGUACAAGACCACUCCUGAGGCCAGCAAGGAGCUACUAGAGGAAGCCUACGUGAUGGCCACAGUAGACCACCCGUGCCUGGUGCGACUGUUAGGAGUGUGCCUAGCUCAGCAGACGAUGCUGGUUACUCAGUUCAUGCCCCUGGGAGACCUGCUGAAGUAUGUGCUGCAGAACAGGGACAACAUUGGGUCACAGGUCCUGCUGAACUGGUGCACACAGAUUGCCUCGGGAAUGUUGUACCUGGAAGAAAAGAGGCUUGUUCACCGUGAUCUGGCAGCAAGAAACGUUCUCGUGAAAACCCCAAACCAGGUGAAAAUCACUGAUUUUGGACUGGCCAAGUUGCUGGAUAUCGACGAAGAAGAAUACUAUGCAGAAGGUGGAAAGAUGCCCAUUAAGUGGUUGGCGCUGGAGUGUAUCCAGUACAGGAAGUUCACACAUCAGAGUGAUGUGUGGAGUUUUGGUGUGACAAUUUGGGAGUUGAUGACGUUCGGAGGAAAGCCGUACGACGGAGUGCGAGCCAGGGAUGUACCCGACUUGCUGGAGAGAGGAGAGAGACUCCCACAGCCUCCCAUCUGCACGCUGGACCUCUACAUGGUCAUGGUCAAGUGUUGGUUGCUGGAUGCUGACGCCAGGCCCAACUUUUCAGAGUUAGUGGACACCUUCCACAAACUGGCAGCAGAUCCCCCCAGAUACAUUGUAAUCCAGGGCGACGAUCGUAUGAAGCUUCCGAGCCCGACGGAGAACAGGAUCUUUGACAUGCUGAGUGACGAGGAGGACCUGGAGGGGCUGAUGGAUGCGGAGGACUACCUGUUGCCUUCCCAGAUGUCCCGGAGCCACCAGGGUAGUCUGGGAUCCCUCACCAACCAGCCAACAGGCUAUUCUCCCAUGCAUUCUGUCAACAACGUCAAGGAUAGAGAUCGCUAUUACCCUCCAUCACUUGACAAACGAGUUCUCUUCAAGCACUCAGACCAAAGCUUAGAUGACCAUGAGUACGACAACGAGAGAGAGAUGAGGAGAGGAGCAGGGCCGCCGAACGGACCCAAGAAGUCUCUCAAGGAGAACGGGAAGAUGAACGGAAACCCGCCAGCCAGAGAUGCCAGUCUUAGAUACAGUGCUGAUCCUACCAUUUUCUUUGCCAAAGGUGAUACAAAACCCAAACCCCUUGAGACACCACCAGCACUCCCAAAAAAAGAGCGGAAGAAAAGUUCCAAGAAAAGUACCAGUGAUCAGACCCCCCAUGCAGACAGACAGCCCACAGAGGAGUACGUCCCGCCGGGGUCCCGACCCUCCUCGAUAGAGGGGCAGUCCCAGUCUCCCCGACACUCCUCCAUCGAAGGGGCGUCCCGCUCUGCCAGCUACCAUUCCCUCACACCUGCCGACCAGAACGACGAAGGUCGUCUGAAAGAUGCGCUCAAGAACGACAGACUGAAGCCUAAACUGAAACAAUACCUCGGCAAACUUGGAUCAAACAAUGCUAUCGAUAAUCCUGAGUACCAGGAAAUUCUGGGUAACGAAGACCAAGAGGACUACUAUGAUGAUGACCUGUCAGAUCAUGAGUACUACAACGACAUCAGGGCAAACAAGAAGGCAAACUUGCUGAGAAAAGCAGCGAGUGAGACAGACAUUUAAGACUCACACAACAGAAGGAGGGGUAGAGAAGAAGAUGACGUCAAUGUGUCUCAAAGAAGUUACUCCGGGAAUGAAUAAGAUGACAGACAUGUUAUGGUGAAAGAUACAGCUGUUUGUGGGUGUCUACUGGACCUAAAACUGUUCACUCUGUUAGUGUUACCAACACAAGUCCCUAUAUUAAUGUUACAACUUGCAAGGCAUUCUCUUCUUUCCACGAUCUUUCUCUAGAAGGAAUUGGUCAUAAUUUUCUUCCAAAAAAUUCUUUUAUUUGAUAUUAGAUAAGAACAGCUGUACCUUCUCAUCCAAAACAUUCCAAAUACUCAGAUGAGAUCUGAAUCAUUUUACUGGGUGUAAAAUUCCAAGGAACAGAAAACCACAGAUGUGAAUAAUUAUAGUCCUUAGGUGAUGCUUCCCCACCUAAAACGUCCUCGUGUGUCGAUAUUUGUGUUGAGUGCAAUACAGAACAGAUUGGCUGGUCUAUUAUAUAACAUUUCAUUCCUAUUUUGUCUGUAUAUGCACAAGUUUUCUUCUUUUUCAAGUUAGUCUGGAGCAUUUUGUUUUGUCAAGGCCCCAUGCCAUGGGCACAGCCUUUUUUUCAUGCUAAUAUCAAAUUUUUGUACUACUUUUCUAUUUUGUAUGAAUUACUGUGUAUAUAAGGUGAGAAAAAACAUGGUGUGACAAUGAAUAUAUAAAGCUCAGUUUUAGGACAAACAUUUGUAUACAUUUAUUCAACCUAUUAUGGUUACUUUAUUCUAUAGACAACAUAUUAUAGAAACUUGUGAACAAUCUUAGCUCUAAAAUGCAUGAGCCAAAGGUAAAUGCACAUGUAUGGAUGACUGUUAAGUUAUCACAAUAAUAUUGUUUUUAAAGGUGGAAGGUCUGUAAAGAAGUGCUUUUCACUGCCACAAAGUUUACAAGGGGAGAAAAGUGGUUUUAAUGUCUUAAAGGUUUUAACAUAACAAAGUUAGCUUCUCCAUUCUUUUUAUGUAAAUGAAUUCCAAAGGCGCCCAGUGAUAAUACACAAUGCAUUUCCAGAAGCGCAAAAAAGCUGUGGAUGUAGCAAACAAACAAAAAUGUAUCUUCUGUGGAAAGUUUUACAGAUUUGAUUUCAUAAUUUCGCACACAGGAACUUUAUACAAGUCAAUAAAGUGGAAAUUCUGACCAAAGCACAACAAUCCACGCAAGAGAUUUUAGAAUAUUCUUAUGCACAAUAUGAAGCUCAGGAGGAUUGUUAUUGGCGUGAUACAAGGGAGAUGCUUAUUGGCUGUGACGUUCAUUGCCAUGUAGCAAGGGAAAUGAUGAUUGGCCGGUGUUUGAGUGCAUGAUACAAGGGAGCUGGUGAUUGGCUGUCAUGAUCAUUGGCAUGAUUCAAGGCAAAUGGUGAUUGGUUGGGAUGUGUGAAAUUCAGAAAUGCUGAUAGCAGAAAAUGUGCUGAAGGUUUUUUGUGAUAGAUUCACCAUAACUUGAUGGAUUGUUUUUUUUAUGCAGCUUUGAAAGAGCAUCUUUCGAUAUAGCCGUAAGCAAAUGAAUGAGCUUUUUCUACACCUAAAAUAGUGAAUUCAUAAUAGACUACAGUGGAUACAUCAUUUUGUAAGUAAGCACAAUAUUUUGUGCAAACAUUGUGUGUAAUGUUAAGAUUGUAUAUUCCAGGACCUUCCAAUUGUUGUAAAUGUUAAAUGUAACAAACAAGUGUCCAGAAAUUAAAACAUAUCUAACCAAGUGGUUUUAACAAGGUUAUAGCUUGGUGCAGAGUUAAAGGUCACCAAAGGAUGGGGUUGCUAAACUUGGGGCUGUUCAACAAAAUAGUAUUCUCUGUGAUUUUAAUAGAACCAGACUUUUAUGGUCUCUUGUUUUUUAACUGCUUUCUGCAAAUACAAAACAGGGCAAGCAUCUAGUUCACGUUCUUUUUAAUUCUUUCUUUAUUCCUUAUUUUUUGAUUUACUGAAAAAGUAACAAUCUUGUUCCCAAAAUGGCUACUCUGCAAUUAAGCCAAAAAUGUACAUAGAUGCUGGAGUGAGAAAUGCUAGCUCUGCCUGCGGUAAUUGAAGGAAGUGCCUUUUAACCAGUGUUGGAAAAUUUUACGCAAAAAUUGUAUAUUUUGAUAGAUAUGGUACAGUGAUUUUAACAAUGUUCAAUGUCGUCAUUUUAAUGGCUACCUAUAUGUAUUGUAUGUGUACAUGUAUGUACUGUGUUGCAAGUAACCUCGUUACUAUGUAUGAUAUGCAUUAUUCUUAUGUAACACUUGUAGAAUAUUGGUCCUGUUUCUAAUGAAUGUUUUCUAGCAAGGGGUCACCAAGGAAGAUGUUUGCUAUUAAUUGAAAGACACAUGAAUUCCUUUUGCAACAAAAUGAUUUUAGCUGACAUGUGGAACAUUUGCUAUUUUAGGCUAAAAUUUUACCUAAAAGCUGAGACAUGAUUUAAGAUGAAAAUGAGGUGGAUAAGAUGCAUCUUUCUCUACCCUACAUACCUGAAAAUUAUUUUGAGGUGUAAGAGGUCAUAAUUACAAGGUAGCAUAUUGUGCCAUAAAAUGUUAAAUGUUUUGUAAUGAAGAAAAAAGUGAUAUAAUUAGCAGAACUCCUGUGACCAUCAAAGAAAUAUUUCAAUAAUAUGGUUGUGAAACUUUUUCAACUUUGAGCAUGUUUUGCUUCAGAAAUUUGGGGAAUGUUUCUUUCAAAUCACAGCAAACACAUCUUCCUUUUUUUCUGAAGAUUAAUUUUUUAGAUGAAUGUUACUUGUACAUGUAACUUUAUGCUGUUGUUCCAAUGGAAUCAGCAGCCCUUAUAGAAAUUACGCUCUUUGACAAUAAUCUAUCAUUCUCCACUAAUAGUCAUAACCUUCAACCAAGUAAAUUCAGCAUGAUUAUUAAUCUUUAACCGACAAUUAUUUCAAACUCCUAUCCUUUAUCUCCUACCCUAACAAAUGUGAACAUUGGUAACAACACUGUUUAACAGGGGGCUACCUUGUCAUAGAUUUUAAUGUGCCUGUCUAGGAAGAAUUAUGAGCCCCAUCUUGAAUUCUGGUUUCCCUGUAUUUGUGUUGUGCGUGUAAGCCUGACACUGCCAUUUGUGUGCUGUAUAUUGUAAACAGGAAGAAGCUAAGGUUUUUAGAAGGAUGUACAUGUACAUGAGGGACGAUAAUCUUGUGCAUGGUGAAGGUCUUGUAUUUGUACAUGGAUUAUAUGUUCAAUAAAAGGUGGUUAUUUAGUGGUAA
This is a messenger RNA of Branchiostoma floridae (Florida lancelet), 7854 nucleotides long. Its product is annotated as epidermal growth factor receptor-like. Gene Ontology annotation, cellular component: signaling receptor complex; basal plasma membrane. Gene Ontology annotation, biological process: positive regulation of kinase activity; protein phosphorylation; cell surface receptor protein tyrosine kinase signaling pathway. The record is from RefSeq and is a predicted model, not a curated record. Lineage: Eukaryota; Metazoa; Chordata; Leptocardii; Amphioxiformes; Branchiostomatidae. Gene Ontology annotation, molecular function: ATP binding; transmembrane receptor protein tyrosine kinase activity.